AUGGAGAUCUUCAAAGACCUCCAUGUCUCUGUUGCAGAGGCCUGUGAGGCAUCUUUCGACAAUGCCUACAAAUCCCUGGAAAUACAACUGGCUGCCCAUGAGGCACGUGUGCACGAGGCCGAGAGAAGCGCCUCAAUUGCCAACAAGGCCCGGCAGGCAGCCGAAUGCCGACUUGAAGAGCUCCAGCACGAAAUCACCGCUCUACGGGAGGAAUUGCAUCACUAUGAAAUUGAGAAUAAGGAUGUUGAACUUCCUGGUGAUCUUGUCAAUCUGGAGUCCGAAUUCUCCCCCAAACACAUUUGGAGACCGGAUUUACACGAUGUAGAUCAGUUGCGAGAGCUACUGGAGGACAAAUACACAACGCUCUAUAACGAUCUCCAGAUCUUUGUCCGGAGUUGGAGCUCCUUGAAAUCAAAGGUCUUGCAACACAAGAAGAAGCUCCGUCACUGGGAUAGACAGCUUGAGCGUGACCAAUUUACAUUACUUCUUCAUGGAGCGCCGGUCACUUUUCAGAGGGUGCCAGCCACCGAUCCAAAGAAUUGGUCAAAUUCGCCGACACAGAUGGCCAGAGCUCGAUCAGUUCCAGAAUCCGAUGUCACUCGACACGUUAACCAUGACCCAGGGUCUACGAGAGCAACACAAAAUACCGGCUGCUCACCCGACACAGCGCCAAACAUCAAACUUGAAGAGAACAGCCAAAGAGCGCAUAGUAUCGACCAGCCAGUAGCGUCUAUUGCGAAGUCUAGUCAGACUAGAUGUAUCGUUUCACCCUCAGAAUCUUCAGACGUACUCUGUCCUCUGCCAGAAAUACAAAAUCGAAAGAGAAAGCGCGUCGGCCCCUCUUCCCAGGAUCAAGCAGCCGAGGGUGCUCCGGAACGACCACUUCUCAUUAAGGCCGAGACGAUGUCAUCGAGUCCAUCGCAUCAAUCAAUUGCUUCUGCUGGGCCAAAUUUUCCAAGUACACAAGAUCUGGAUGAUAUCGGUGGUACUGUAGCGACGCCUACCAAGAGAAAUCAUCAUCGAGAAGUACAUUGGGAAGAUGAAAACCCUGAUGCGGUGGACCAGGACGGAACAACAAGCAAAACUCGUGCUGGUGUUCUACAACACAUGGACGGAAAUAUUAGAACACCCAGGUCCUGGGGCCAAGGGACCGACACGAAGAAGCAGCGAGUGAUGGAACACCGCGCGGCAUUAGCUAUGGGGGAGGACGGUGAAUACAGACAUGGCGGUAACGUUACCAGGGAAAAUCGCUCCAAGAGCAUACCAACUACCCCAGUCAGUAUGCCAAGAACGAACGCAGGCGCAAAAGCCUCUCGGAGUCGUCUACAAGGCCUUCUGGAGGGAUCUUUACCCACAAAAUCACCGAUAGCUCCUGCUCGAAAUGGCGCUGGUCACAGGCAAGGACAUUCACCCAAAUCGAGCCGAAAUUGCCGCUCAAGUGAGUCAGCGUCGUGCCAAUCGCGUUCAGAGCAAUCUGAAGAGACAGCCACGCAAACGCACCUCGAUGUACAGCCCGAAGAAGAGCCUUUCAGAGCUCGACCGCUCCAUCGUCUGAAUCUAGGGCAUUUCAAAAUUAACCCUGCCCGGAAUCAAGGGCUUGACUUCGCCUACGACGCAGUCGUUCGUAAUAAAGAUGAUCGCAAAUGUUUGUCUGGGUGCACACGCCCUGGUUGCUGCGGGGACCAUUUCCGUGCUAUGGUUCGCCUUGGACAGACGUCUAAUCCAACCGAUGAGCAAAGAGAAGAAGACCAGCGGAUCCUCGAAGAAUAUGUCGGAGAGGACCGACACCUUCUAGACGGACUCAGCGACCAAGAUCGCCAAGAACUCGUCAUCGAAGCUCGAGCAAGGGCUCUUGCCAAUAAACAUGGAAAACAUCGACAUACCCAUCAGCGAGCUCGAAGUCCCCCAGGUUUCUGGCGAACUGAUAUGCCCUCCACCCAAGAGCUGGAGGCAGAUCGGCAAGAUGCGCAGGCGCGGGAACGCGAAAAGGUCUCUGAGCGGUAUCGCGAGGCAAUGCGGCCCGGGGGCCUGUGGACCUGGGCAGAUGAAUGA
Penicillium macrosclerotiorum is the source of this 2052-nucleotide messenger RNA. Its product is annotated as SAE2 C-terminal domain-containing protein. Gene Ontology annotation, cellular component: site of double-strand break. Gene Ontology annotation, molecular function: single-stranded DNA binding; double-strand/single-strand DNA junction binding; flap-structured DNA binding. The record is from RefSeq and is a predicted model, not a curated record. NCBI's taxonomy places the organism in Eukaryota, Fungi, Ascomycota, Eurotiomycetes, Eurotiales, Aspergillaceae. Gene Ontology annotation, biological process: DNA double-strand break processing involved in repair via single-strand annealing; double-strand break repair via homologous recombination. The coding region runs from base 1 to 2052 and encodes 683 amino acids. The transcript has a single exon.